AUGUCUGCUCAAGGUGUUUGUUCAAUGAUGCUGGGACUCGUCCAACUUCUGCUGCCAUUCUUCGUGGUUGUCCAGGGCUACACCGAAUGUAAGUGGGGCUUACAUGGCGAGCACUGCAACCUAACAUGCCCCCAGAACUGUGCCCUUCUUCCUCCACUUGAUCUUCCCUACUGUGACACUGACACAGGGAAGUGUUCUGAGGGAUGCCAGCGUGGUUGGCAUGGUGAUCUGUGUAAUCAAGACUGCAGCGGGAACUGUCUAGGACAGACAUGCAACCAUCAAACUGGGCACUGCACACUUGGCUGCAGUGGAACUAACGCUGGACAUUUCUGUAAUGAUACUCGAGACUGUAGUCGUGGCUGGUAUGGCGAUAUCUGUCAACACCCCUGCAGCAUCAACUGUCUGGAGGAAAGAUGCAACCACACAACUGGAGUCUGUAUACUUGGCUGCAGUGGGACUUACACGGGGGAGUUUUGCAACACUACAAAAGUUGUGAACAACAAGGAAGACACAAACAGCCUGGAUGCCGUACUGGAACUUUUCUCACUGAAUGCAGCAGUCGCAGCCACAGUCGCAGGUGCAGUCACACUCACAGUGACAUUCACAGUCAUUUUGUUCUUAAGGAGCAAGAUUGCAUGA
Messenger RNA from Haliotis rufescens (red abalone), 639 nucleotides. RefSeq names its product scavenger receptor class F member 1-like. NCBI's taxonomy places the organism in Eukaryota, Metazoa, Mollusca, Gastropoda, Lepetellida, Haliotidae. The coding region runs from base 1 to 639 and encodes 212 amino acids. The record is from RefSeq and is a predicted model, not a curated record. The transcript is spliced from 6 exons.